CAAAACUUCACAACGAAGAAGGGGGUGGGUGAAUUUUUUUCAACGAAAAUGAUGUUUUUUGGUGAUCUCAAUGUAAAGUUUCGGAAACUUAAUCCACAGUUGGAUUUGCCUCAAAUGUCGGCCAUCGGCCUAUAGAAUCAACCGUCGAUAUAUUUGUACCGGGAAUCACAAAUUCGAAGGUUGCACAAAUACAUUGUUUAUGUUUUGAUAAUCUGUUAAUAGCUUUUGCUAUCAAAAGAUAAGUUAAAGGGGAUUUACAUUAAAACACUCACCAAUCAUAGAAAAUGUUCCAGCUGUUUCAGCAUUAUCAACUGAUAACAAACCGUAUCUCCCGGUUCGAUUCUUUUAAAUACACAUUGAGGUAGCUCUGCCCAAAAUAGUAUUCGGGUGCACUCCACUACGGCAACAGCCAUGUACCGCCAACUUCUACCAAUCAUCGCCUGCUUGUACCUCUGGACUACCUUGUCCGUCGACGCAACCAGCGAUGCCGAAUCUCGAAUCGUGGGCGGAAACAACGCCACCUUUUACGUGUGCUCGCACACGGUAGCCAUCCGUCAAGUGAAUCGCGACUUUCUGUGCAAUGGAGUGUUGAUCUCGUCGCGUGACGUCCUGACGGCAGCUUCCUGCGUUAGCAACGUGCGAAACGAAUCCGACCUCGUGGUUGUAGCCGGAACCAUUGGGAAUUCAGUCACUGCUCCCGGAGCAAUUCCUUUGUCGGUUUCAAAGCUCUGGUAUACAACCAGCAACCCAUCUCGAACCGGUGACAUUGCACUGUUACGGCUGAACGCAUCCCUGAUCACUGGAGGCGCGCCGUGGAUCUCGGUGGUAGAUCUGGGAACGCGAGCUCCGACGGUGAACCAAAGCUGCUCACUGUGCGGCUGGGGCUCGGGCACGAUCUCUGGACCACCCGCGUUGAUACUGCAGACGAUCAAUAUCAACGUACAGUCGAACACUUCACCAAACUGUACCCGAGCGGCUGGAGGAACGGCUCUUCCUGCGAAUGCGAUCUGCGCUGGAGACCCGCUUCAAGCCGGACGUGGAGCCUGUACGCACGACGUGGGAGCUCCGUUGAUGUGCAAUGGGGCUCUGCAUGGAGUGCUGACCGUUACCGGAGGUUGUGGUGGACUGCACGAGGUGUCCGUCUUUGCCGAUACGGCAGCACAUCUUGCUUGGAUUAGGAACCGAACCCAGACGGAAGUGGUCGUGGUGCCCCCGAACAAACCCGGUGGCGGUGGUUCCGGUGGCAACGGACCUGGUGGUUCUGCACAAGCAAGUGUACAGUUGGGAAUGAUGGUGAUUGCCGUCGUGACUGCGUUCGUGCUGCGAUGACCCGUUAUCGGGUGG
Messenger RNA from Culex pipiens pallens (northern house mosquito), 1344 nucleotides. Its product is annotated as trypsin beta-like. Bases 412 to 1329 code for a protein of 305 amino acids. The record is from RefSeq and is a predicted model, not a curated record. Gene Ontology annotation, biological process: proteolysis. NCBI's taxonomy places the organism in Eukaryota, Metazoa, Arthropoda, Insecta, Diptera, Culicidae. Gene Ontology annotation, molecular function: serine-type endopeptidase activity. The transcript has a single exon.